GUGAAUCCUAUGAAUAUGAAUGUGAUGUUACGUUAUAGACCUCUCUCUCAGAAUCUCGUAUUCAUCGAUUAUUUCCAAAUUAACUUGAGGGACCCAACCAACCAUCAUUCAACACUUGUCCUACAUUGCUUCUUCCCCUUCAUGUCUCUUUUUAGAACUCUCUCUUUUCUUCUUGUCAUCAUUUUUCCAUUUUCUAGGAGGAGAAACAGAGAGAGGGGGUUUUGGUUUUGGUUUUGGUUUUGGCAUGGAGAAUCACACGGUGAAGGUGGAGAUCAUAGAUACAGAAGAAGAUGAGGUGGGUCCCAUGGCUGAUACUGGUGGUGAAGAUCAAGAAGAUGAGGCUGUUUCAAGUUUGACAAUGGAAAGGGUAGCUGCAGCUAAGAAAUUCAUUGAGAGUCAUUAUAGGUCUCAAAUGAAACACAUUGAAGAACGCAAGGAAAGGCGUUCAGAGCUACAAAAGAAGUUAGAAUCUUCUCAUGUACCUGAAGAGGAACAGAUCAACCUAUUGAAGGAUUUAGAGAGCAAGGAGACUGAGUAUAUGCGGUUAAAAAGACAUAAAAUAUGUGUUGAUGAUUUUGACCUUCUUACCAUUAUUGGCAGGGGAGCCUUUGGGGAGGUGAGACUCUGUCGGGAGAAGAAAUCAGGUAACAUAUAUGCCAUGAAAAAGUUGAAAAAGUCUGAAAUGCUCAGCAGAGGACAGGUUGAGCAUGUUAGAGCUGAAAGGAAUAUACUUGCAGAAGUUGCCAAUGACUUCAUUGUGAAACUUUAUUACUCUUUUCAAGACACUGAAUUCUUAUAUCUUAUAAUGGAAUAUUUACCGGGCGGUGAUAUAAUGACUUUGUUGAUGAGGGAAGAAACUUUGACAGAAAGUGUGGCUAGAUUUUACAUUGCACAGACCGUUUUGGCCGUAGAGUCUAUUCAUAAACACAAUUACAUUCAUCGGGAUAUAAAACCUGACAACCUUCUAUUGGACAUAAACGGUCACAUGAAGCUGUCGGAUUUCGGUCUCUGCAAGCCACUUGACUGCUCAAAUCUAUCAUCUAUAAAUGAAAAUGAAAUAUUGGACGAUGAAAACUUGAAUGAGACGACGGACGUAGAUAAUAACAAAAAUGGUAGGCGUUGGAAAAAUCCUCUCGAACAACUUCAACAUUGGCAAAUGAAUAGAAGGAAGUUGGCAUUUUCCACGGUCGGAACUCCAGACUAUAUUGCUCCGGAAGUGUUACUGAAAAAGGGUUAUGGUGUCGAGUGCGACUGGUGGUCUCUUGGCGCUAUAAUGUAUGAGAUGCUUGUCGGCUAUCCUCCAUUUUACUCUGAUGAUCCUGUAACAACAUGCAGAAAGAUUGUGCACUGGAAAAAUCACUUAAAAUUUCCGGACGAGGCGAGAUUGACACCCGAAGCAAAAGAUCUGAUAUGCAGAUUGCUUUGUGGUGUUCCACAUAGGCUCGGUACGAGAGGAGCAAUUGAAAUUAAAGCUCAUCCUUGGUUUAGAGAUGUUGUAUGGGACAAUCUCUAUGAAACAGAGGCAGCAUUUAAACCACGAGUCAUUGGGGAGCUUGACACUCAAAAUUUUAUGAAAUUUGAUGAGGUAGAACAACCAAAGCCAAUUCGAGCUGGAUCCGGACCUAUCAGAAAGAAGCUCUUAACUCCUCAAGAUCUCAGUUUUGUUGGUUAUACAUAUAAGAAUUUUGCCGCUGUCAAGGGGAAGCGCCACUCUAAAGAUAAGGGAAGCUUGUUGCCGCAGUCAUCGAUCGAAUCCACACACAGUGAUUCUGGAAUAAACUAUUCCACCUGAUAUAAUCAAUGGACAGCACAAAAGCAUAGGUGGUUUAUGCUUAUUUUGAUGUACAUUAUUACCUUGUUAAUUAGAAAAUAGAUUGAGAUUCACCUUGUGUGAUGAUAGUGGGUAAGCCUGCUAAAUUUUCAACUGGGUUUACCUUAGUGUACAGGGAUAUCACUAUCUAUGUAUGUAUGCACCUUGAGGAAUGGUUCACUUGUAGCUCUCUAUGUCAAAGUUUUGAAGCUAAGUUGAUGUUUGUAAACUUGUCAAAUGGGUCAUGAGUGACCACUACUAGCAUGCCCAGGUUGGCAAAUUAGAGACAUGUGCCAUCACUUGUGACUAACUCUGACCCUUUUCUCUCUCUCAAUUUCUUCUUUAUUAUGACUUGUCUAGAAAUUCCUAUGGUUCUUCCAACAUAACAGCUAAUGUACUGUUGAGUUGUGACAUUGUAAUGUUGACAUAAUGAUAAAAGGGGUAUCUAUGACAACUUUGUUCUGAAUUAAA
Cicer arietinum (chickpea) is the source of this 2281-nucleotide messenger RNA. RefSeq lists its product as uncharacterized. Gene Ontology annotation, molecular function: protein serine/threonine kinase activity; ATP binding. Gene Ontology annotation, biological process: protein phosphorylation. The record is from RefSeq and is a predicted model, not a curated record. NCBI's taxonomy places the organism in Eukaryota, Viridiplantae, Streptophyta, Magnoliopsida, Fabales, Fabaceae.